Sinocyclocheilus grahami is the source of this 1462-nucleotide messenger RNA. RefSeq names its product ras-related protein Rab-6B-like. Gene Ontology annotation, molecular function: GTP binding; GTPase activity. The transcript has 8 exons. Lineage: Eukaryota; Metazoa; Chordata; Actinopteri; Cypriniformes; Cyprinidae. The record is from RefSeq and is a predicted model, not a curated record. Bases 137 to 772 code for a protein of 211 amino acids.
GGCCACUAAGAGGCGCUGUCACUCUCAGGAAUCGACAGCUAUCAGCGCUCCGUCUCGGGACUGUACUGUGUGUCGUUCGUCCGCGCACAGAAUAUUAUAAUAUUUAGAUAGUUUUUGUUUAUUGUACUCGAUAAAUAUGUCUACUACGACCGGUGGCGGAGAGUUUGGCAACCCUCUGCGGAAAUUUAAGCUGGUUUUCUUGGGCGAGCAAAGCGUGGGCAAAACUUCACUUAUCACCAGGUUUAUGUAUGACAGCUUCGAUAAUACCUAUCAGGCAACUAUUGGUAUAGACUUUCUGUCAAAAACCAUGUACUUGGAAGACCGCACGAUUCGGCUACAGCUGUGGGACACUGCUGGGCAGGAACGCUUCCGUAGCCUCAUUCCCAGCUACAUCAGAGACUCAGCAGCCGCAGUGGUGGUCUAUGAUAUAGCAAAUCUCAACUCUUUCCAGCAAACCUCAAAGUGGAUAGAUGAUGUCAGAACAGAGCGAGGAAGUGAUGUAAUUAUCAUGUUGGUUGGCAACAAGACAGACUUGGCUGAUAAAAGGCAAGUGUCAGUAGAGGCAGCAGAGAAAAAAGCUCGGGAACUGGGUGUGAUGUACAUAGAGACCAGCGCCAAAGCUGGUUAUAACGUCAAACAGCUGUUUCGUCGUGUUGCUGCUGCUUUGCCUGGAAUGGAUAGUACACCAGAGAAAAGCAAAGAGGACAUGAUCGACAUCAAACUGGAGAAGCCUCCGGAGCUGCCCGUUACCGAGAGCAGCUGCUCGUGCUAGUAACCACCCUCAUCCCCCUCACUCGACCCCCUCACACACAAACAGCUUGCCUCUCAGUGGUCACUCACUCCUCUCACGUUCCUCGUGUCAUGAGCGGAGAACCUUUUCUUUCUCUUCGACUCAGUGACUUUUCAGAGUAACCGUGUGGAUGUGCUAUUACUCUGUAUUAAAAUGGAUUCCAAAAAUACAUAUAUUAAUGGGGAAAAAAGUAAAAUCACAGCAUAGAUUAAGUGCUAAAACCGUUCAGAUUCUCAUCUGUUGUGGCUGCAUGGCAUUAUAUGGGAUUGCAGACUGAUAUACACUCACAUGCUCUUGAGUUUGUGUUUGAGUUGAGUUCAUAAUUGUUGUGAAGUUACCAUGUUUCAGAGCUGGGGCUGAUGUCAUCAUUUUAAGUCUUUUUAUAAUUUCACCGGAGGAAGAGCUUGACAUUAAUUGUACUGAGAGGCUGUAGUCUUGUGUUACUGAUUCAUAUGAUUUUUUUUACAUUACACACUAUUUUGUUAGUGUGUUUUCUUUGGCAGAAGUUAUUUAAAGAAAGAUACAGAAGGGAUCUCUUUUGAAAUUGUUGUGAAAUAUCAUGGACACAAUGUUCUUUAUAAUUGGAUGUUUCCACGUUAAAGAUGGUAUUUGGGACCAGAUAUCACGUAAAGGUAUUUUUGUUUCAGGAAAUACACAUGUAUGGCCAAAAAA